Messenger RNA from Orbicella faveolata, 4604 nucleotides. RefSeq lists its product as uncharacterized. NCBI's taxonomy places the organism in Eukaryota, Metazoa, Cnidaria, Anthozoa, Scleractinia, Merulinidae. The record is from RefSeq and is a predicted model, not a curated record. Gene Ontology annotation, molecular function: calcium ion binding; protein binding. Gene Ontology annotation, cellular component: membrane. Gene Ontology annotation, biological process: cell-matrix adhesion.
UUCUGGAAAUGAGUUGUAAAAUUAACAAAAAAGAAAUCGGUUUAUCGUAUAUCAAAUAAUAUCUGUCUUUUGUUUCUUUUCAGAGACUUCUAUGUAACUGUUAGAGAUGACAGUGGUGCAAGAUCUGAACCCCUGUGUAGCCAGAGAGAUACCCUCACUUUUCUGGCGCAGAAGUUACACAUCGAUUACAAAUCCACCCGUUACACUUAUUCCUGGUCGGGAUUUCAAGCUCGUUACCAGGUUAUCGAUGAAUCGAUAAUAAAUGCUCCUGUAGUUAACGAAUGGAAUAUCAGCAUCUUGAGCAUAUUAUCGACAAGCAUGAACGUCUCUUGGGCGCACUAUGCCCCCGAUGAUCCUUACAUUUUGGCCUUGUAUGCUGUUGUAUGUACACCGACCAAUCACGAUACUGGACCGACUGUGGCAACAGCUAGUAAAACAAAUAUACAGUUAGAGGUACUGCGACUUAGAGCACUAACUGAGUACCGUCUGCAGGUUUUGGCUUUAACAGUUCACAAGAUUACGGGAGCGUUCAGUUUUAAAGGAAGUCAGAUACUCACUGUCAGCACUGUAGAGGGAGUUCCAAGCGAGGCGCCCGUGAACGUGACUGCAUUAAGUCCUGAUUCGAACUCUAUAAACGUAUCUUGGUUUCACAUCGCGAAUGGUAGUGUGAACGGAGAGCUACAAGGGUACAAGAUUUUCUAUCGUAGCCUCUUAGACGAUGGAAAUUAUUCAAUGGUCACGGUUGGACCAUCCACCUUGCAAGUCAUUAUCAGCGACAACUUUAUUUAUACUGAUAUCUAUGAGGUCAGGGUUGCAGGGUUUACAGCCGUUGGCGUCGGAGUGAAGAGCGAGUCCGUGCCAGUCCAACCAGGCUGUAUGCGGGGUUAUGUUUACGAAACAAUGGGUAAGAUAACAAGCCCUGGAUUUUCAGAUGACUAUCCAAAUAAUGUAGCUUGUUAUUGGCUCGUGGCACCUGGGUUACUGGAGUACCGACUUGUCCUUGCCUUCGAUACUUUCAAUACAGAGGACAUAGAUGGAAAACCGAACUGCACGAAUUUCAAGAAUGACUACAUCCUAGCUGGAACAUUGUCCAAUGUUGGGCGUACUAUUCCGUAUUGCGGAAACAGGAAUCCGUUUGCUUUAAUCAUUGAAGCCAACUCUUCCAACCCAGCAGCAGUGCAGUUCCAAUCCAAUGUCGACUCAGUAGAGCAAGGAUUCAACGCCAGUUAUUUUGCUGUAGACAAGACUCCAAAGAUUUCUGUCAGUAUUGUCGAUGGAAGUAUCACCGGCCACGAAGUCACUUUAACAUUGCCCCCCUUUGCUGAUGCCAAUCCGAUUGAGAAUUACAUUGUGCUCUACAAGCCCGCGUUGAAUGGGAAGCGCGAAUGGAAAUUCGAAAGGAGUGAAAAUACACAAAUCACACUACGGUCACUGAAGGGACUGACUAACUACAAAGUAAUGGCAUUGGGAUAUACGUCAAACAAAGAUACUUAUGGAAGUCAAGAAAUUACCUUUGAAACGUUAGAGGCAACAGAGCCAGAAACGACCUCUGCGUCAAUAACUACUCCAACGCCAGAACCGAUUACCCUGAUGUACCCUUUUGGAGAUACUGCCGGGGAUUCUGUUAUUGCAUUCGACAUCAGCAGAAAGAAGUGUUUCAGGAUAAAUAUCCCUGACGGAGGAAUGGCAUUCUUUGGUAAACGACAUAGGAAACUCCAUCUUUGUCCCAAUGGCGUAGUCCAGUUUGAAAGUGAACGUUUCAACCGAUGGCCUUACAAAUUUGGUCAAAGAUACUGGCUGAAAUACGAUCCAAUUCUGGCACCUUACUGGAGCAACAUAGACCUCGUAGACUCGUUUGUCACUGGACCUUCCAAGGUAUUUUAUCAGAUAUACUCCGACUCCAUCCCAGGCGCAAACACAACGUUAAGUAUGGCAACAGCAGACGUCAUGAAGCUUCUUUCGAGACCUCUUCCAACGAAUUUUAGUGCAUCUUGGGUUCUUGUUGUUACCUGGGAAAAUCUCCGUCCUAGGGAACAUACAGCAGCUUCACAAAAUUUGCUAAACACGUUUCAGGCGGUCAUUAUUACCGACGGAGUUUACGCCUUUGUCAUGUUUAACUACCCUAAAGAUGGCAUACAGUGGUCCGCCCCAACUAGUGUGUCCAAUUAUAUACACUACACCAACUAUAGAGGUCUUCCUGUCAUGGGCUGGAAUGCUGGAGACGACACUGGGAACUUGUUUAACUAUAAAAGAUCAGAAACAGUUGCGAUGGAAAGCAUCGACAGUCUGCCAGGAAACACAGCUAUCAUUGGAAAGUGGUUCUUCAGACUUGAGAAUUCAAAAGGAGAACAAGACGCCAUUCAGAAGUGCCUUCGCUGGUUUAACAAUCAGCCAGACCCUUCCUCGUACAGGGAUGCUGUUGAGCCAUGUCCUUGCACUCUGAGGCAAGCUUUCUUCGACGAGCGAUUUCAGUGGACUACACCAGAAGCACCAUUCACCUACUGUGUAUAUACCAGGUUUCCCUCUGCAGCCAACAGAGGUCGACAGUGCUGUUACCACACCAGGUUUGACGGCCGGUUUGGUGCUCUGAUCGUUGGCUACCCCAAUGGAGGAGUUAUUCACCAGUAUCAUAAGCUGGCUUCGAGAUCACUUGCACUAAAACAUCAAUUCAGUGACGUCUUGGGCCUUAAAUAUUGCUGCGUGCAGUCCAAACUAUGUCAACGAUUUUAUAGAAAGCGACCAUCAGAAGGAUGCGAGAACUACCUUCCCCCAGUGUGGAGCUGGUUAUGGGGUGAUCCUCAUUUCGUCACCCUAGAUGGUAGAAACUACACCUUCAAUGGCCUUGGAGAGUAUACAAUGGUCAACGCGAAAAAUGGACACCUUGAGCUACAAGCACGAACAAAACUUGCCAAAGGAGGAGGAAGGGCAACCGUUUUUGCUGCAGCAGUAGCGAAAGAAGUGAACACAAGCGCUGUACAGGUGGCUCUGAAGGACGGAGGAGGUUUGAAUGUGUUGGUCGAUGGAGAAGAGUUUCAAGGUUUCGACAGUUUAACCAACGUAAGUGUGAACCUAAAUGGCUCUGUGGCAGUAUCACGUCCGGAAAACAGUUCCUUCCUUGUGACGUUUCCGUCUGGAAUAUCUGUGACAGUGACGGAGGUACAAGAGUCACUCUCCAUAGUCUUUGCUGCUCCUGUGUCAUUUAAAGGUUACACAAAAGGCCUUUUAGGAACUUGGAAUGAUGACCCACUGGAUGAUUUCCUGAGACCCGAUGGUACCACACUGGCGCAUAACGCCACAGGAAGAGAAAUUCACAAUUAUUUUGGACAGAAAUGGCAAGUUAUGUUUAACACAUCCCUAUUCACUUACAAUCCUGGAGAAGAUGUUAACACAUUCAAGAAUGAGUCAUUCGAGCCAAUUUUCCUGGAUGAAAAUAUCACUUUUGCAAAUGACGCUUUAAGGCAGCAAGCAGAGGCUAUUUGCCAAGGAGAUGUCAACUGCUUGUUCGACAUAGCCUCUACAGGAGACACGGCAGUUGGAGAGAGUACCAAACAAAUAUCUGUGCAGCUGGAAAGUGAAUCGGAAGAAUUACAUAAUUUCCCACCCAAGAUUCUCUCUGGGCCUUCCGAACUUAAUUUGACUGUCAACACAACGGUCAGCAUAACUGUCACUGCAGAAGAUCCCAACGGUGAUCCCAUGACCUUCAAUGUCUCCGGAAGUCCACCGAAAGGUGCCAAAUUAGCAACUAAUGUAUCGUCCGUGACGCUGACUUGGAACGUAACCACCGAAGAGAUUGACAUAGAGUUUGUGGUAGCUGAUGAUUCCAAGCAAGCUACCGUACUGCGACCAGUAAUAAACGUUUGCGCUUGUCACAAUCAAGGAACGUGUGUACCUAUAGAUGAAAAUUACGCAGAUAACAGUGGUGCAAGGUUCAAUGUACUUUCGUGUGUGUGUCAAUAUGGUUAUACCGGCACAUUUUGCGAGGCGGACCUAGAUGCAUGCGAGGAAAAUUUCCAACCAUGCUAUCCGGGGGUCCAGUGCAUCGAUUUAAAGCCACCUGCUAACGAGUCAGGCUUCGUUUGUGGUCCUUGCCCAGAUGGGUUAACAGGAGAUGGAGUCGAAUGUACAGAUAUUGACGAAUGUGCGACCAAUAACGGAGGCUGUGGACAAAACUGCUUGAACAAUCACGGAUCAUUUGAGUGUGACUGCGAUGCUGGAUACCUUCUAAACCCUCUGGACAAGAAGAGUUGUGAUGACAUAGAUGAAUGCAGGUCUGGGAGAGGAGGCUGUAUGCAGAUUUGCGAGAAUACAGAGGGUUCAUACAACUGCAAAUGUGAUGCAGAAUUUAAAGUGGAACCCACUAAUCCAAAGAAUUGCGUAGCCAAGUACCCUUGUCAAGAAAAUUCCAUUGGCUGCGACGACAUCUGCCUCUUAUCUGAUGGAAAGGAAAAGUGUGCUUGCAAUAACGGAUAUGCUUUACAACAGGAUGGAAAAACAUGCAAAGGUAGUGUCACGUUCCACAACCGAUGGAACUGGAUUAUUGCAAUGAACGGAUACGACACACGAAUUUAAUCUAGAAGUCCGCCAUGCUGCUUUAAUAAUCAACU